GACGUUAAAAAUUGUUACAUGAGCUUUCCUUAUGAUCUUCAGCGGGCUACUGAAGUAAUUGAAUCACUUAAAGGAAUUUAUGAAACUUUCUAUGUAUUUUAUGAUCAAGCGAGGGAACCACCAGAGAAAGGUUUUGACUACAGAUCCAUUGACUUAUCUGCUGAACUUGAUGCGCUAUUAAAGAAUAGUUAUAAAACAGAGUUCGACUUUUUUUCAGAUGUAUCUCAAAUUUACAUUGAUCUUAAAGACGGUCAUACUAGUUUUAAUCCUGCUUGCUUCAAUGCAUUUUUCUUUUUCCAAGAUAUCUGGCUCUAUUCAACG
Messenger RNA from Dentiscutata heterogama, 321 nucleotides. The record is from the annotation of a GenBank genome assembly. Lineage: Eukaryota; Fungi; Glomeromycota; Glomeromycetes; Diversisporales; Gigasporaceae.